Molecule: messenger RNA, 8696 nt
Organism: Electrophorus electricus (electric eel)
Lineage: Eukaryota; Metazoa; Chordata; Actinopteri; Gymnotiformes; Gymnotidae
Gene: kmt5c
Product: lysine methyltransferase 5C
Cellular component (GO): nucleus
Molecular function (GO): histone H4K20 methyltransferase activity; protein binding
Source: RefSeq, a predicted model, not a curated record
UGUCCAACUUACAGGUUCGAAAAGACUCGAAAUAUAAGUGUCAUUUGUUAUUAAGGCCAAACGCAAGUAUUGUCACCUAUAUUAUUAAAUUGUAGACGUUUGCAGCAGUAGUUUUGCCCAUGUGGAAUUACAAAUGGAAAAAUGGAGAAUCUUGAAGCAGACGAUACCAACAAUUGCUAGUCGUUUAGCUGGCUUGUGUGCUAGCUAGCGGGCUAGCUCGCAAAUAUUUCACUACGGACGAGCCGAUUAGGAAUUCGGAGGAAAGCCCGUCAGCAUGUGGAUGGUGGGCGAACAUGGACGGACCAUAUAGAAUGAGUGUGAGAGAACUGUGCGAGACGGAUGAUUUGGCCACCAGUCUGGUGCUGGAUCCUUUACUGGGGUUCAGCACACAUAAGAUGAAUAUAAGUCCUCUGCCAGAGAUCCGGCGUUGGAGCUACCUGAGGGAGACUCUGCUGCGCUUCUGUCGCACCAGGGACUUCCAGGCCACGUUCGACGCACUGCUGGACGGAGAGUGGACCAGCAACUACUUCCCAAGCCUGGGCACGCACCGGCAGGAGCUGCUGAGACAGCACAUGUACCGCUAUCUUACGGCCUUCCUGUUGGACAGUGGAGUGCAGAUUGAGUCAUGUGACCGGUAUUCAUCAGAAACCAAUGGGGCCAAAAUCACAGCUACAAGGCACUGGUCAAUUGGAGAGCGUGUGGAGGUGCUGCAGGGCUGCAUUGCUGAGCUGAGUCCUGCCGAUGGCGCUGUGCUAAGGGCGGGAGUGAAUGACUUCAGUGUGAUGUACUCUACACGUAAGCAGUGCGCUCAGCUCUGGCUGGGACCUGCUGCCUUCAUCAACCAUGACUGCAGACCGAAUUGCAAGUUUGUUCCUGGGGAUAAGAACGGAGCAUGUGUGAAAGUGGUCCGGCCCAUCUCGCCAGGGGAGGAGAUCACAUGUUACUAUGGCGACAGCUUUUUUGGGGAGGACAAUGAGAUGUGUGAAUGUUACACCUGUGAGAGGAGAGGGGAGGGAUUCUUCAGACAGAGGCUGGAUAGACUGCCAGAGUGGGUUGGCUCCAGUGAUCCUUUAGGCCAGAAAUACAAAUUCAGAGAGACAGACUUGAGGCUGAACCGAGGGAAGGGAAACAGCACUCCAAAGGGAUUUCUCACUGUAACAAAUCCAGCUUGCUCUGUGAGGAAUUCCUUUUCCCAGCAGAUGAAGAGGAACGCCCCUACAGUGAGCAGCAGGACGACAAAGACCAAGAGGUGGAAAAGGGAGGAGGAGCAAACCAAACAGGCAGAGAAGAGGCGAGACGACCAUCUCAUCUCAUCCCUGUCUUCCUGCAGUCUCAGAGACUUCAGCGUCUGCCUGUAUAAUCACACAGUGGACUUUCUCUUAAGUUGCAAGGACCCUACUAGCAAAGAGCGAGCCCUGCUGGAAAGGAUAGAGAGCAAGAGACCAAACCCUGAUAGGGCAAACAACGGACUGAGCUUUCUGACACCUACUGCCGUUGAACCACAAGGAGGUGAGGAGAGACAGGACAUUUCUAGUGACUUAUUGAGUAGUAAUCCUGCUGCUGAAUUAAAUUUAAAACCUUUUGCUUUAACAUCCAUUUCGAGCAUAUGCGAUACUAACUGUCCGAAAUCUAAGGGACGGAACAUGGAUGCUCGGGCAGUUAGAGUCGUUCAUCAGAUGGCCAUUUCCUCGAGGACCCGGAAUAUGCUUCGGAGUCGACUAAGGGGAGGUGUCCGAGCCUUUGAACAUUCUAAAUUGUCUCGCUUGAGCAAAAAGGCAGUUAAAAUGAUCAGCCAGACAUCUAAUGUUCAUGUAAACCGCAGAGAUCCCCCUCGUCAGAGAGGGAGUGUCUCUGAGCUCAGAAAUGGUCGUAGGCACAUUACCGUUAAGAUGGAUAAGUCACGUUUGUGCAAAACGUACCUUGGUAGGGGUGGAGGAAAUAACAGUAAGUCAUCACAGUCCCAGGCGGUCACACAAGAGGAACAUUGCAGCUUUGGGGACAGUGACAAGGAGGAGGCUGAUGGCAACAAGUGCAUCACAGGCGCUGCUAGGGAGGGAGGUUUGAACUCCCUGACUGCCUCAGAGACCUCGGGGGAAAAGGAGAACAAACACAGACCUUCUGUUGUUUCUGGCGCCAUCACUGUUGCAUCUCCCUCGCCGCCUCCCCCCAGUUGCCCUCCCCUCUCUCUCCCUUCAGGGUUAACGCGCUACGUAAAAGUCAGCCUGGUCAGAGUGUCCAUCCCAGGAGAAGUAGGAGCAGCUGGCAGGGCAAAGCAGGGCCAGGCAGAUAGCAGUGGAGAGCCAGAGUUCUCACCACCAGCAGCUGGAGAGCAGGAGGAUUCAAAGUGCCAAGGUAUGGCUAGAGCUGAAGGUAAGAGAGGGGUGAGGGAAAUGUACUUUACACCAGUAAACAUGGGAAGUGCAGACAGGUAUUUAAAAGUCACAUGUGGUUUAUUACAGUGUGAUAUAGAAAGUACCAAAAAUGCUGCUAUCACACAAACUGCUGCCAAGGAAGUAGAAGAGGAUAGUAAGUGGGGUAGAGUCGGAGAGGAAACUGGGGAAGAGAAGGGAAGUGGUGAUAAUAGAGUUAGCGCUGAUUCUGUCGGUGUUGAAACAGCUUUGAAUGAAGAGGGGUUAGUGACCAGGGUAGAGAAAAGACAACAUUCACCAAGAAGUGAAACGAAAGAGGGUGUGAAAAGCACAGCUGAAGGGGAAGAUAAGGAAGAGAGUGAAGCUGACAAACAGGGCAAGGGAACCAGCCAAAGAGCCUGUACAGUACAAAAGAACAUGGAUUUAUUGGUACAUUUUGGGAGCAAAACCAUUGUUAUAAAGGAGGCGAAAGUCCUUCUGUCUGACAUUUUCAAGAGCAUAAGCAGUAAACCGAUCAGACAACAACAGGAUAGCAAAGGAUACAAUAGCAUUCUCAGGAAUCCCUCGUCCCAGCGUGCAGAUAAAAAAUGGACCCAGUGUAUUAAAAGACUGAAAUCCCUUACUUCUCAUGGAGAGAGAGAAGGUUUGAAUGAAGGCUGCGAUCCAGUGAAAAAAAACGCAGGUCCCUUUACUCAGAUUGUGACUGAAAGUAAGUGUAAUACAGAGGCCCUGGGUUUAGCUGACGUGGGCGGAGCACAGAUAGCCCAGAAAGCAGCGGUGGAAGCUCAGCCCUCUUCAGAGCCUCUCUCUCCUGCUAAGGGUAGUGUGGAUCACAGUCUCCAGAGCAGCAUCCCCCUAAAGAAACGUGCAUUUCGGGAGUCCAUCGACGCAGAUCCAGCAGAUCAGGAUGUGAUCGCAGCUGUGAUGGAGCCGGCAUGUGCCACUAAAUGUGUGGCGAGCAGGCUGGACAGUCUGUUGCCUGCAUCCCAAGGGAACAGCAGUGUUGAUGCUGAAGCUCAGAACUUAACCUUAGAGCUGAGCCCAACUUUCAAGGCAGAGACUGUAGGAUCAAAGAAGCGUGCUGCAACAAUCAGGCCAUCUAAAACUUCAGCACUCCGAAAGCUUCAUCCCAGAAAAAAGCUGCGAUCUUUUCAAGCUAGACUAGUGCAAGAGCAUGGGAAGAAGCUUAGAGACAGAGACAGCACAAGUAUCUUACCGGUAGAGAAGAGCCCUGAACGUAGUGCAAAUAACAAGAAGAACUCCAAACAUACCUCUGAGCUGGAAAGCAUAGUGGAGUAUGUCGAUGCAGUAGAAGAGAUGCGUGAGAGAGUGAGAGGGGGACAAGGCGAUAGUCAGAAAGUGCUAGAGAAAACAGCAGAGUUUACUGAGCAUGGCUCAGCAGAGAAUAACGCUGAGUUACCUGCCCCAGAAUCUCCUGUAAAUACGGAAGACAAGCAGAGCCCUAAGUUAAGAAUACGACUGAAAAGAAAAGGGGGGAAGGAAUGGGAAAUGGAGACUACACACAAGCGCGACAGCGCUGUGGGUGAAACGCCAAGCCUACUGCCACGUGCUGAUGCGAUUGACCCCUUUAAGGCUAUUUUAGACUCCGUUGCAAUUUUAAACUUGGAAAUGGAGAGGAUUCGAGGUCACGGAGAAGUAGAUAAAACUGUGGGAUUGGAGAAAGCAACGAAAGCUGUUCAAGACGUCUUGGAGCACUGCAGAAAAGAAGGCUCAAUCAAGCCAAGGAAAAGACACAAAAAGAUACCAUCCAUUGGCGUCAGCACCAAAAAGCAUGUUAAAGGACAAGGAAGCUCUGUUGAAGGUAAAAGCAUUGUUCCUGGUGUGCCUCAGCGGCAGAGCGUGCUUGUGAAACAUCUCAAAGUGGAGGCGGACAGUGCUGAUAUUAAACCUCUACCUCUUCUUCGUUUGCGCCGCAGGGCCGAGGGCAGGUGGGAGGUGGAGGGCGAACAAGCUCCGAAACAGGACACAAACAAGGGCCCAGGCAGUUCCGUGCUGAGGGAGCCGAGAGGCCCGACAUGCAUCUCUCCUGGGACGCCAGUACUGGGAGAUACGGAUGCCAGCAAAGUGAAACAGGAAACUUUGUCUCCCUGCCAACACCAGGCCAUUGCUGGCAGCGGUGAUGAGACUAGAGAGUUCUCUAAAGGUGCAACCAGUUCAGAGCCUCCUCCUCUUUUAUUAUCUCUCUCACCCUUGUCUCUAAAUUCUCCGUAUCAUGAAGGACUGACAGAAGUGGCCCGUAUUAAUGGAAGAGUUGACCUCAAAGAGAGAGGUAGGGAAGCCAAAGCACCAGAGAAUAUCGAAAGGAAGGAGACCCCUGUGGCAGGAGGGAUGACAAAGGCUGAGCUCAAAGAGAGAAGUGAGGUUUGCUUGAGUCACAACUUAUUACAGAUCAACAGAAGCCUUUCUAAACUCCAAGCCAUGAGCCAGCAGCAGCCACCAGAGAGGAGUGGCUCUGCUAGCACCAGUGCAACAACUACCUCCUGUCCAAUUCAGUCAAGGCCUUUGUCUCCUCCCACUUCACCCUUUACCACAGAGUGCUCCUUUUCCAACUAUUCAGAGGAUAUUUUAGAUUUUCAGUGCUUGAAUCUUGAAAGCUAUGAUCAGGCACACACACAAAACAGCCUGCCAAGUUCAUUAACAGAUUACUGCCCUGGGGAACCACAUAACACUGGAUCUUUUAGUAGCCCCUUCUCUCAAAGCCCAAAUGAUGGAUGGAACCCAGAGACUCCAUACCUUGGCUCCCCGAGUCCAGGGAGGAGCUUUAGUCCAGCUGAAGACCUCAGUUUCGCUGAUCUGGGCCUUUCAAGAGAAGACGCUCCGUUGUUGAACAGCGGCCCUUUCUUCUCUUCCAAAGAAAAGACGUUUACUCCUGUAACGAGUUUAGCAUUUGCUAAAGAUUGUGAAAGAAAUACAUCAUUUUUUGAUGGUCUGCUCACGAAACGUAACCUGAUUUUCCAGAACAAGGACGAUUCUGCAACACCUCUGGUCUGUUUGGCAGAUAAAACCUUAGGCAACCAAAGGGACUUAAUAUUUAAUCCAUCCUCAAGUAAUAAGCAGACAGCCCCCCCUUCUUGCGUACAGUCUCAGGAUAAGCUCAGUUUUCUUGAUAGCUCAAAGAAUCUAUCAACCCCAGCAGACUUUGCCAGAAACCAAGCUAAGGACAAAACUAGCGGGCCGCUCCAUUUCCAUGGCUUAGCUCACAAAUCACAACCUGUCUUUUUGAGCCAGUCAGUGCAGAACCUCUACAACGCUAGCUCCCAGGGUAAUCCUGUGAAGCCCUUCCAUUCCCUUCAUACAGGAAGCAAAGCCAUGUCGAGCUCAGAGUUGCCUGGGGCCCUUAACCUUGGCAGCGUGCGGCUCCGUGGGCAUGAGAAAAAGUCUGCGUUUUUCCACAAUAGUUUGGUGAAGCUUGAAGGAGGAUAUGGUCAGACUGUUUCUAAAACUUCCUCAAUAGGUGAUCCUAAGCUUUCUUCGAAGUUCCACGGCACCAGAUCUGAACUUACCGACCCUGCUCCAGGUCAGUCUAAUUUACACAAAGAUCCAUCAGCUGAUGUUCUUCAAAGUGGAUAUCUGAAAUAUUUAGAAAACUCAAGGAGAGGCACAAAGACCGUUACACCACACAAAGGACUAUCUGAGGCCCACCCACAGACCGACAAAGUUUACCCAGUUUACUUUUUCAGCUCUAACAAAACUCCAGUGAAUGUCGUCAAAAACUCAACCGUAGAAAAGCUGCAGAAUUCUAGGUUUAACAACAGUCCCAACAUGCCAUGCAACAUUUUUUCAUCUAGCUCAAGUCCUCAGAGUUACAGUGUACCUCACUGUAAACCGUCGAGGCAGGACAAACCUCAUGCUGUGGUGGCUCCCAGCCAGAACUCUCAACCUCCUUUUCCCCUGGACAAAAGUCAGCUGUGUUUCUCACACUGUGAUCCCUUAGAUGUUAACUUAAGCUGCUCGCUUUCCCCCAACGUUUCUCAACAUGGUAGCCCACACAUGGGCUACAGGGAUUCUGUGGCCCAGGAAAUCCCUGUAACCAAAGCUCAGCCAUCCUCUUUCGUGUACAGCCAGUCAGCUCACCCGUCAUACGUCGUGAACUUCACAGGCGAUCACUCUGUCACCCUGGACUACACUGUUGAUGGGGACUGCUUGAAUUACUCCUCAUCAGUACCCACAAAUUACACUUACCAUUGUCUUAUGGAACCUUCCGGAACUCAAGGAAGGCUCAUCUUAGAACCAUGUGGUCCCACAAGCAUCUCACAUUCUCCUUCUCUGGGCAGCUUUACAGGACAUAAAGGCCAGCCUGAGCAGUCGAGUAAGGUCCCUCAGCAUCACGGGCAGCCUGGAGGCCAUCCGAUCAUUUCCCACCACUUCCCACCAUCAAACUCUCAGAACACGUCUGUGACGGACCGUAAACCCAAGAGGCUAAGGCUAGUGGUAACGGAUGGUACUGUAGACCUCGAUCUGCAGUACACUGAUUAAUGAUUACUCUCACUGAUGAUGAAUUCUGCUUUCUAUAUUCAUAUUUAUUAACAAUAAUGCAAGUAUGUUCUCUCUGUUAAAAAAAAAAAAGUUUAAAAGCAUUGUGCUUAGGAUUUCUGAUGUGCAUUUUUUAUUGUUGUCAUUUUAUGUGAUUAUUUAAUUAUUUCAUUAGCAUUCAGGAUUGUGUUACAGUUUUAUAAUGUUUAUGUAAACCAUUGUGGUUCUCACAUAGUAGCUCAGAUCAGCCACAUGAUGGAGGUGUUGUUAUUCUGUUUUUGUGGAUGUCCUUUCCCCAUUCAUACUCAUUUGCUUAAAUGAACAUUUAGGGAUAAGCGUAACCAAGUCGAAUGAUAAGGGUGCAUGGCAGCUUGCCUGUUGGACUGGGUCUGUUGGAGCAGGGCCAAGGCAGGUAGCAUGUGAUUUUUGAUCCCCUGCGUCUGCCUGGCUGUGCCAAAUUGAAUUAAGGGCCACAGACAAUGAUGUGGAACAGAGUAUGCUGUACAUGAACAGUGAGUACUGUAUGAGACCUGUAAUUCAUCCUGUAUUCCUGCUUGAUUCCUCUGAGAGGAUGUCCGUGUGACUGAGGGCAUCGCCAUCAUCUGCUACAGUGUACUGUGUAAGUAGGCCUUGGUGGAUCUAAGCAGACACAGAUUAGGUCUUGUCCUAGAAUGAUAUAUGCUUUCACCUCUUUCACAUAUAUCUGAAUGUCCCAGGCUCUUUUUUUAAAAAUAGAAUUCAAUUACUCUAAAAUGAGAAAAUGAAUCUUGGUGUGUGAUGCGUGCCCAGAAACUUGAGAGAUGCUGGCAUGAAGUGUGUAAAAUUUGGAUAAUUCAAAGCAAACUAGCGAUUAUCUUUUCUAGUUUUUGAUCUAUGAUUUUUAAAAGCUAUUUCACCAUUCAGUCUGAGGCACUGUAAUGUGUGGGGAAAUCUCUUCCAGAUUACCCUGUCUCAUCGUCUUGUAUCAGUUUCAGAUGUGAAGAAAACCCUGAAGGUCCAUGGGAGAGCCUUCCCAUGACGAUUUAAGCACACAAACUAAUUGUAUUAUAGAUUUCUUAAUCAUCCCUGUGAAUAUUAUUCCAGUUCAGAUGCAUGCAUGUACAGUUAACUCACUUCCUCACUGUGUGGGAGUGCACACAAUACCAGAGUAGUGCAGCCUUUAGUCCAUGUAGUACUGUAGUCUUUUAACAGCAUUUAUGCUGGUUAUAUUUUUAAAUUUGUUGAUGUUUGUUUACCCCUAAUUUUUGUAUUUAUGGUACACGCUUUGUGUGUGUGAUCUGAGUUUACACCUCCUGUGGUCUGGGAUCAGGCUGUUUUUAACCAUACUGUUCACUCUAGGGAGGUUAGGAUCAGGACCCAAAUGUGUUGUAGCUCUUACAGUGCACGGCAACAUGAAGCCUGAUGCUACUUUUCUAACUUUCCUGAUUUUGCAUGCUUUGUGGGGCUUGAGAUGUGGAGGUGUAACUGUUUGGAGGUCACCUCUGUUUUUUUCAAGCUGCAGAUAUGAGCAGUGGGUGGGAAACAUGUUCGUGUCAUGUCCAGAGUUCAUGGUGCAAAAGGCCAACAUGAUAUUUAUAUUUAUUUCAAUAUCCUCUAAACAUGGUGCUUUAAUAUAACUUAAUGUUUUGAUUGUACUGUAUAAAAAUGUAUUUUACUUUUUUUUACAUCUAGAAUGUCAGUGGUUAUAAGAUGUAGUAAUCUUUACUCCCCAUGUUUCCAAUAACCAUUCUCUUUCAGAGAGUUUGUAACAAUGUUAGUUUGUCUUAAUUACAGUUUCACUGUAAAGAUGUAAAGAUAUGAAAAUGAUAUAAAUAAAAUGAAUCCUUUGUUAGA